CUCAAAUACCACACCGCCUCUCACUCACUCUCUCUCUCUCUCAACUUCAUUUUCUCACCAAAAUCAAUCCUCACGUUCGAGUUUCAUGGAUUCGUCACUAAGUCCAAACCAGAAACUAUUUACAUUUCCCAAAAUUGAAGAUUUCUCCCUGAACAAUCCAAAUUCUGUUUCAGUAUAUGAUAUCGAAUCGAUACCGCUUUCUAAUGAUAAAGCCAUUGUUGCGGUGGAUUCUGAUACUUCCAAAAGCACUUCCCAAAGAACUUCAAUAUACAGAGGAGUCACAAGGCACAUAUGGACGGGAAGAUAUGAAGCACAUCUAUGGGAUAAUAGCUAUAGACGAGAGGGUCGGGUCAGGAAAGGGCGUCAAGUGUAUUUGGGUGGAUAUGACAAGGAAGAAAAGGCUGCAAGGGCUUAUGAUUUGGCAGCAUUGAAGCACUGGGGACCAACAGCUACCAUAAACUUUCCUGUUUCCCAAUAUGCAAAGGAAUUGGAGGAGAUGAAACAUGUAGGAAAGCAAGAAUUUAUUGCUUCACUGAGAAGGAAAAGCAGUGGUUUUUCCAGGGGAGCUUCUAUAUACAGGGGUGUUACAAGGCACCAUCAACAGGGUAGGUGGCAAGCAAGAAUUGGCCGAGUUGCUGGUAACAAAGAUCUAUUCUUGGGAACCUUUGCAACUGAAGAGGAAGCAGCAGAGGCAUACGACAUUGCAGCCAUAAAGUAUAGAGGUGAGAAAGCCGUAACCAAUUUCGACGUGAGUCGAUACGAUACGGUAGCUAUAUUGAAGACUUCUCUUCCAGUUGGUGGAGCAGCAAAACGCAUGAAACCUUCCCAAGAAACAGAGAAGAAAUCUCGUAUGAGUACAAAUGCUACCAACAUUUCUACACCCUAUGCAGAAAGUGACACAGCAGAGUCUGUUGCAACUACAACUAAUGAAGGCAGAGUACUACUCACUACAAUGCCAACAGCAGCUGAAUUCUUUCUAUUAUGGCCUCAUCAUCAUUCCCAUUGAAUUUUGUUAAUGUUCUGUUCUGCUAAAAAUUGAAAGUUAGUACCAUUUAGCUGUGACUCUAUAAUUAACUUUCUUCUUACAAGAAUGCAAACCUUGAUAUAGGACGCUGGAUUAUGGAAGCGACACUGCACAAAUGUUAGAACAGAUAUUGCAUGUUGCUUGUUAGCAUGAUGCGUUAAUAUAAUCAAAACCUUUUUUUUUUUUUACAUUUCAUAGCUUUUGAGAUUUUCCUCUAGCUAUAUAAUUGAAAUGUAUUAUCCAAUUAUGAACUGUCGCUUUGGGCUAUGUUUGGAUAUUUUUAAAUUA
Cicer arietinum (chickpea) is the source of this 1312-nucleotide messenger RNA. NCBI's taxonomy places the organism in Eukaryota, Viridiplantae, Streptophyta, Magnoliopsida, Fabales, Fabaceae. The record is from RefSeq and is a predicted model, not a curated record.